CUCCCCAGGAGCCGGAGCAGAGCACGCACGCCCACGGGAUCCCGGCCCCCCAUUUCUCGCCCCACGCCACCAAUUCCGCCCGCCCGGAGACACGCCGGCGGCGAGAUCCAUGGGCUCCGUGGCGGCGGACGCGCCGGAGGCGCCGGUGGCGACGGAGACGGUGUUCCGGUCCAGGCUCCCGGACAUCGAGAUCCCGGCCCACCUCACGCUCCAGGACUACUGCUUCGAGCGGUUGCCGGAGGUGGCCGCCCGGCCCUGCCUCAUCGACGGGCAGACGGGCGCCGUGCACACCUACGCGGAGGUCGAGCAGCUCUCCCGGCGGUGCGCGGCGGGGCUGCGCCGGCUGGGCGUGGGGAAGGGCGACGUGGUCAUGAACCUGCUCCGCAACUGCCCCGAGUUCGCCUUCGUGUUCCUCGGCGCGGCCCGGCUCGGCGCCGCCACCACCACGGCCAACCCGUUCUGCACGCCGCACGAGAUCCACCGCCAGGCCUCCGCGGCCGGGGCGCGGCUGAUCGUCACCGAGGCCUGCGCCGUCGACAAGGUGCGCGCCUUCGCCGCCGAGCGCGGGAUCCCCGUGGUCACCGUCGACGGGCCGGCCUCCGGCGACGGCGGCUGCCUCGCGUUCGACGACGCGCUGCUGCCCGCGGAGCCGCUCGCCGCCGACGAGCUGGUCGACCCCGACGACGUGGUGGCCCUCCCCUACUCGUCCGGCACCACGGGGCUCCCCAAGGGCGUCAUGCUCACCCAUCGCAGCCUCGUCACCAGCGUCGCGCAGCAGGUGGACGGGGAGAACCCGAACUUGUACUUCGGCGAAGACGACGUGCUGCUGUGCGUGCUGCCGCUGUUCCACAUCUACUCGCUCAACUCGGUGCUGCUGGCGGGGCUGCGCGCCGGGUGCGCGAUCGUGAUCAUGCGCAAGUUCGACCACGGCGCGCUGGUGAGCCUGGUGCGCGCGCACGCGGUCACCGUGGCGCCCUUCGUGCCGCCCAUCGUCGUCGAGAUCGCCAAGAGCGACCGCGUCACCGCCGCCGACCUCGCGUCCAUCCGCAUGGUCAUGUCCGGCGCCGCGCCCAUGGGCAAGGACCUCCAGGACGCCUUCAUGGCCAAGAUCCCCAACGCCGUGCUCGGACAGGGGUACGGGAUGACGGAGGCUGGGCCGGUGCUGUCCAUGUGCCUGGCGUUCGCCAAGGAGCCGUUCGGGGUCAAGUCGGGGUCGUGCGGCACGGUGGUGCGCAACGCGGAGCUCAAGAUCGUGGACCCCGACACCGGCGCCUCCCUCGGCCGCAACCUGCCGGGGGAGAUCUGCAUCCGCGGCAACCAGAUCAUGAAAGGUUAUCUAAAUGAUCCGGAGGCCACAAAGAACACCAUUGACAAGGACGGUUGGCUGCACACUGGAGACAUUGGCUAUGUCGAUGAUGACGACGAGAUCUUCAUUGUCGACAGGCUCAAGGAGAUAAUCAAAUACAAGGGAUUCCAAGUACCUCCUGCGGAACUCGAAGCCCUUCUCAUUACACACGCUGAAAUCAAAGAUGCUGCUGUUGUAUCGAUGCAAGAUGAACUUACUGGUGAAGUUCCAGUUGCAUUCAUUGUGCGGAUUGAAGGAUCUGAGAUCAGCGAGAGUGAGAUCAAGCAGUUCGUUGCAAAAGAGGUUGUUUUCUACAAGAGGAUCCACAAAGUUUUCUUCGCAGACUCGGUUCCGAAGAGUCCUGCCGGCAAGAUCCUCAGGAAGGACCUGAGAGCAAAGCUUGCUGCAGGCUUCCCAGGCAGUGGAAGCACACAGUCCAAAAGCUGAGUCCCAUCUUACACACACACACACACACACACCUCUGUCCAAAAUCAUGUAAUGUUCUCAAUGAAAUGGCAAUAAUAUUAUUAUUACAUAUAGAAGGGCUGGCUGGCACAUGGUCGUCGAUUCUUUCAGUUAGAUGGCUAAGUUAUAUGAUUUGUUUGUUCGCUCGUUCGAUGAUGUGUAUCCUGUCAUGUAUAGAUACCAAACUCUUUUUGACAACAAAGGCUGAUUAUAAUAUAAUGUAUACUGCUUAUGAUUUA
Aegilops tauschii subsp. strangulata is the source of this 2049-nucleotide messenger RNA. Its product is annotated as 4-coumarate--CoA ligase 4. Gene Ontology annotation, molecular function: CoA-ligase activity. NCBI's taxonomy places the organism in Eukaryota, Viridiplantae, Streptophyta, Magnoliopsida, Poales, Poaceae. The record is from RefSeq and is a predicted model, not a curated record.